Messenger RNA from Durotheca rogersii, 2064 nucleotides. Its product is annotated as FAD/NAD(P)-binding domain-containing protein. Gene Ontology annotation, molecular function: oxidoreductase activity. The transcript is spliced from 4 exons. Bases 1 to 1641 code for a protein of 546 amino acids. The record is from RefSeq and is a predicted model, not a curated record. Lineage: Eukaryota; Fungi; Ascomycota; Sordariomycetes; Xylariales; Xylariaceae.
AUGGAUGCUUACUCGAUCUCCUUCACCAGUACCUCCCAACGAGCUUUCUCUCGCGUGUGGAGCGACCUCAAGACCUGUCGCCAGUACAGCGUCGUAGACAUGGGCAACCUAACGCAGGAGCCGGUGCCGAACCUGGAGCAUAAGAUUGGAGAGCGCCGAGCUCGGAAUCCCGGUCGCAAGCCACAUAUCGUCGUCGUCGGAGCUGGUCUAGCCGGCCUGCGCUGCACCGACGUCCUCCUCCAGCACGGAUUCGACGUGACUCUGCUCGAAGGCCGGAAUCGGCUGGGGGGUCGCGUGUGCCAAUCGAGGUUACCGUCGGGCCACCUCGUGGAUGCUGGCCCGAAUUGGAUCCACGGCACCAACGACAACCCUAUCUUAGAUCUCGCAAAGGAGACCAAGACCGCGGUAGGGUCAUGGGACGAGCGAAGUUCCGUCUUCGACGAGGCGGGCAAUCAACUACCUCUCUCCGACGCCGAGGCCCACUCGACCACCAUGUGGAACAUCAUCGCAGAUGCCUUCCGCCACAGCAAUAACCACUCGGCGACGAUCAGCCCCGACGAGAGCCUCUGGAACUUCUUCGAGAGGGAGGUCCCCAGGAGGAUACCAGACACCGAUCCGGACUUCGAACAAAAGAGGAAAAUCGUCUACCAGGUCGCCGAGUCUUGGGGGGCUUUCGUCGGCAGUCACAUCUUUACCCAGAGCCUUAAAUUCUUCUGGCUGGAAGAGUGCAUAGACGGCGAGAACCUGUUCUGUGCAGAUACCUAUCAAAAGAUUCUCGAAGCGGUGGCAAGACCAGCCGUCGAAGGCGCGACGAUCAAGUACGAAACCAUCGUCAACAAGGUCCAGAGUACGAGCGACGAGGGUGGCCCCUUAAAGGUUCACACCGAAGGCGGAGAGGCCUUCGAGUUCGACGAAGUUGUCUUCACUGCGCCGCUCGGCUGGCUAAAACGACACGCGCAAAGCACCUUUGAACCGGCGUUGCCGGCGCGACUAACCAAGGCAAUCGACAAUAUAGGCUAUGGCUGCCUCGAGAAGGUCUACAUCAACUUCCCCAAAGCAUUCUGGCGUUCCGACCGUCCUCGGGACGGAGAGGUGCAAGGGUUCUGCCAGAUGCUCUCACCGAACUACGCGACGGACUCGAAUCCGCACCGGUGGAACCAGGAAUUCUUGGAGCUAGCCUCGCUGACACCCUCAGCGGCGCAGCCAACGCUGCUGUACUAUUUCUACGGCGACCAGUCGAGGUUCAUCACGGGCGAGCUGGCGCGGCUGGGGUCGAAGGAGAAGCAGGAGGCCUUCCUGGUUGAGUGGUUCCGGCCCUACUACUCGCGGUUACCGCACUACGACGCGGCGUCGCCGGACUGCCAGCCGACGGGGUGCUACGCGACGGAGUGGCUCAACGACGAGCUCGCGGGCCGCGGCAGCUACAGCAACUUCCAGGUCGGGCUCGAGGAGGGCGACGCGGACAUCCAGGCGAUGCGCGAGGGCCUCCCCGGCCGCGGCCUCUGGCUCGCAGGCGAACACACGGCGCCGUUCGUGGCGCUCGGUACGGCGACGGGCGCCUACUGGAGCGGCGAGUCGGUCGGCAAGCGGAUCGCGCAGGCGUACUCGAGGGAGAAGGGCGGCGCGACAGUGCUGCAGUGAAGCCGGUUACGAGCGGGUUAGAGCAUUAUGCCGAGAUACGGCGGCGUCAAAGGUGGGAUGUGAAGGACUAUCCGUGCGAUGAAUAACAGCGUGCGCAUCGUGUUCUUGCGUUUAUUAGAGCGGAGCGGAGCAGAGUAGAUUAGCGGCAAGGGAGUGCAGAACAGAGAUACAUAGGUAGAUGCCGUAUCUCGGAUCGAGGCCCUGCACUGAAUAUAGGACUACGCAGUGGAUAUGUCUUAGCGCGAAAGGUCGGAUGCGUCGCGCCGGAAUAUCCCGAAAGCCUCAAGACGAAGAGGAAGAUGGAAAAGGAGGCUAUUUCUGUCGGCUGCUAGCAGAAAAUACCAGCCUACCUCGCUCUUGCUAGUAUAUACAUCCAAGCACCUAAUAGAUACCUGACAUGAGUCGUUAGGUUGUGGCAUUCCG